Messenger RNA from Drosophila pseudoobscura, 1051 nucleotides. RefSeq names its product Ras homolog enriched in brain (gene Rheb). Gene Ontology annotation, cellular component: plasma membrane. Gene Ontology annotation, biological process: small GTPase-mediated signal transduction. Gene Ontology annotation, molecular function: GTPase activity; GTP binding; GDP binding. Bases 334 to 882 code for a protein of 182 amino acids. The transcript has 5 exons. The record is from RefSeq and is a predicted model, not a curated record. NCBI's taxonomy places the organism in Eukaryota, Metazoa, Arthropoda, Insecta, Diptera, Drosophilidae.
AGUGAUGAGACGGAAUGUUUCGGUAUAUUUCUGAGAGUCGUAUAUUUUAUCUUGCUCAGAUUUUUUGCUUGGCUGUAUCGUUGUUUCAGUGGAAAUAAUACAUAAUAAUUGAAUUAAAUAUCAUUAAAAAAGCUACAAGCUGUGAUAGCAACAAGUAUCUUGAGCAAGCAUAAUUUCGAAAAGCAAAGCACCAGGCUGCCCCACUAUUACGCCCGCAGACAGUCCCCCACACACAUAGAAAGGCGAAAGGGGCGACAACAAUAAAAGAAAAGUGGCAAAAAGCCCCUAAACCUAAAAGUUAAAACAUAAUUGGGUGUAUUUAACACGCCUAAGAUGCCACCAAAAGAACGCAAUAUAGCCAUAAUGGGCUACCGUUCUGUGGGCAAAUCAUCGCUCAGCAUACAGUUUGUUGAAGGCCAAUUUGUGGACUCGUAUGACCCAACGAUUGAGAAUACAUUCACCAAGGAGACCAAGGUCAACUCGCAGGAGUAUGACAUGAAGCUGAUCGAUACUGCUGGCCAGGACGAAUACAGCAUAUUCCCGGUACAAUACAGCAUGGAUUUCCACGGCUAUGUCCUGGUCUAUUCAAUAACGAGCCAAAAGUCCUUUGAAGUUAUCAAAAUUAUAUACGAAAAACUUUUAGAUGUGAUGGGCAAAAAAUAUGUACCUGUAGUGUUAGUAGGCAAUAAAACCGAUUUGCAUCAAGAGCGAACUGUAACCACAGAAGAGGGCAAGAAACUGGCAGAAUCCUGGCGAGCUGCAUUUCUCGAAACAUCCGCCAAACAAAAUGAGUCUGUUGGAGACAUAUUUCAUCAGCUACUAAUACUGAUUGAGAAUGAGAAUGGUAAUCCCCAGGAGAAGAGUAGCUGCAUUAUUUCAUAAGGGAGAGCCUGGUAGGCGGAUAUCCAUGGCCAAACUGUUAAAACCUAGAUGGCAAUACGAAAAUCGAUUAUAUCUUAUCUAAACAGUUCGGCCAGCAAGCAUGGGCUGGGGCUGGGGCGUGGGCUGGUGGCCGUGUCCCAGGUGCGCAGGAAGAAAAAUCUACAAAAAC